CACUGCGCCUGGGAAGCCAGAUAAAACAAAAAGAAUCCGACACUGCGGCAAAUAAUUAUGUGCAGCGGAAAUUCAAAAUGGACGGAUUCUACCAAAAGCAGAAUUCGGACAACUACGUAAACCAACAUACAAGUUGGACCUCGCAGCCAUCAGUUGACGCUCAGCCCUCGCUUCAUCAAUCGGCGUUACAAAACCCUACCGAAUAUUCGACUGCAGCUGGGCGUGAUUUUGCACGCUAUCGCAAAAUGACCGACUUUGAUCAGCCCAAGUCCGAUGAACCCCGAACAAAUCUCAUUAUCAAUUAUCUACCCCAAAGCAUGACUGAAAAAGAACUCUACAGUAUGUUCGUUACCAUCGGACCGGUCGAGUCUUGUAGGGUCAUGAAGGACUACAAGACGGGGUACAGUUAUGGGUUUGGAUUUGUCAACUAUGCAAAGGCGGAUGAUGCUGCAACGGCAAUUGCGACGCUCAACGGAUUGCAAGUUCAAAAUAAACGACUCAAAGUUUCCUUGGCCCGACCUUCCGGCGAAGAGAUUAAGGAGACCAAUCUCUAUGUGACCAAUCUUCCGAGAAACAUAACUGAGAGCCAGAUCGACAACAUAUUUAGUAAAUAUGGGCAAAUUGUUCAAAAGAAUAUCCUGAAAGACAAACUUACAGGCUUGCCACGUGGAGUUGCAUUUGUCAGGUUUGACAAACGUGAAGAGGCUCAGGAAGCAAUUAAUGGUCUACAUGGGACGAUACCUGAAGGAGGCUCUGAACCUCUCUGUGUCAAAAUUGCUGAAGAACACGGGAAACAAAAGGCCGCGUAUUAUGCUGGCUGGCAGGCAGGCUACAACCAAAGUCGGGAUAAGAUGACCGCCUCAAGGUCCGACUCUAAUGGCUUCUCGCACUCGCUUUUAGAAUAAACCCCCUUCACUUGUUUUUUUGGGAUUGUUCAUUUUCAUGCAGCUGCCGGUUGUAGCUCUUCAGUGCUUUCCUUUGUUUUUUUGUUUUGAGUUUUAUAUGGCUAGUUUUUUUUUUCUUUGUUUUUUUUUAUACUACUUAAUUGUGAAUACGGUUGAUAAAGAGAAGAUAUAAGUAUGUAAGGACUUUGAAAGUUUAAAAGAAGAAAAAGACGAAAACAAUUGAGCAACUACAUUUUGUCCAAACAUUAUGUACUAUGCAUAUCCCAAAAAUUCUUGUUGAUUAAGCACUAAAUUUUGAAGAAGAAACUCCAUAUAUAAUUAGUAAAAGUGUUGUGUUGUGUGCAUCAUGAACCAUGAUAAAUGCAUAGAAUUUUGUUUGACUAACAUUCAGAUGGUAUGCAGUUAUUCAUAUUUUUUUUUUUUUUGUGUUUGUAUUUAGUAUUUCUUUGUUAUGAUAUAAUUAUUGUAACAGCUUUUGUUUAUCAUUACUAUUAUGAAGCAAUAUCGAUACAUAUAUUAUCUUAGGUAUUAUAUAAUUGGUAUUGUAAUUAUUUCCAUAUCUGAAAUACACUUUACGUGAUUACUACAUAGGCUUCUACUUUCCACCUCUUCCUUCAGGAUAAAUAACGUUCUGUCGUACUGAAUAGCAAAAGCAUUCUGACAAGAUUAGUCGAAUUAAAGUAUAUUUCUUCUCUAUUUGGUAUACAUAUUGGUUGGAUCAUUAUUUCGAUCAUAAUUUAAGUGGUGCUUAUCUUUUACGCGCAUGGCUGCCUGCUGCACUGCAGUUGAUUACUCGACUCGAAACUAAAUUAGCAUUUCUGUUUAAUGCCUACCGAAGGAGAAUGUUUGUAUGCCGCCAAGAAAAAGGCAUAUCAGUAUUAACUGUGGUAGCUUAUAUCUAAAAAUCAAUUUUGUCAGGAUGGAUCAACAUUCUUAUUUGUCGUUGAUUAGGGUAUUUCGCACUAUGUCUAUGUACCAAAUUAUUGUUACAUACUUCGGUCAAGUGUAAACACUGGAGCUUUUUCCUCUCAGCAUAAAUUAUAUCAUUCUGUGGAUAACAUUUGAUUUUUGAAAACAAGUCGAAUUUUGUCAUUUCAAUGUGACUGCUCUUGGUAUGAAUUGAAGUAGCUUAUGGAUAGAGUAUAAAAUUUUGGUAAUCAAUACCUUUAAAUUUUUAUCUGGAUUUCAAACACUGUAUAGUUAUCACUCAGUCAACGUAAUGAUUGCUUUCUGCACUAAUCCAAAAUGCGUUUCACAAUACAUAUAUGCACUGAACUUCACAUGUUUCUAUAAAUAUUUGAAUUCAGAUUUAAAAAUAAUUUUUGUAUCUUUCAGAUAUCAUUUUAAAUUCGUUUUUGAAUUUCGAAAAGAUUUUUAUCGAGAAUGCUAGUUUCCAAGGAGACAGGCAAGCAGAAUGGUUACGAUGUUAAUAGAAUAAACAGUUAAUGGUUCAUUUCCCAGUUGUUGAUUAACGACGCACAUUUUUACUUUACCAAUAUCCAGUAAAGUGUAAAUUCAUGAUUACAAAUGUAUGUUGAUGCAGCUUGCCAUUUGUUUGCCUCAAUUUCACUGUUAUAGAUUGUAAUGAAUCUAAAGGAUUUUGUGUUAGAUUAUUGUCCAGAUGCACAUUGUACUUAAUAGGCAACGGACAAUGCUGCAAAUCAUGAAAUAUGUCUCCUUGGAGUGUACAUUCAUCAGAAUGCUGUUAAUUCCUGAAAUCAUAUGAAACGACACGUUCAUGAUCAAUUGUUUGUAGUGUUUAUUCUCAUGUUGUAUCCCUUGUAAAUUUGGUUUUGCAUAUACUGACGAGUAAACUGUCAUCUUUUACCUAACACUGUUAGAAAAAAAAAAAUUCAAAUCCACGCAGUGCAUCGAGCGCGUAUCAAUCAAAAUUACCACUUAUUUCGGAAAUUUUUAAUUCGUGUAAAUACUUCAGCAUCUUGUGAUGCAUUCAUGGUUACAAAUAUGAUUUAUUUCAAGUCAAAGCCUUUUUGCUCUUGUCAUCUUGCUUACAGUCCCUUCCAAUAUGUAAUUCCAACAAUUUGUCACACACUCUUUCUUUUUUGGAAACAAGAAGGCAAAAAUAUCUUGGCUAUAGCUCAUGGAUUUGCGUUCGUUUUCAAUUGUUCUCUUUGUAUAGACUUCAAUCUAUUGGUUUUACACAUGUAAAGUAAUUUUAUUUGCUUCGCGAAUUUGGAAAAUUCUAGUGUCACCCAUUUUGAUUGAUAAUACUGCGCGAACAGGGUACGUCCAAAAACAAAUAGAGCAGAUAAACGAUGAAAUACCCUAUGGUAUCGCCAGUUUGAGAAGAGAUAUUACAUUGUAACAAUUACAGAAAACCGAACAAAGGCAAAAGCAUUGCGAGUGUACCAAAUUUGCUACCAGUAUGGUACAAAUUGGAAAUCAAGAUAGAUAUUUAUGAUAUUCCAAAAUAUAUAUUAUAACACAAUUCUACCCUUUUUACUCAUUAUUGUUCAUAGUAUCUCUACUUACAAAAUCAUAAUGAAAUGUUCCGAGUUAAUGUUAAUUGAGCUCAAAGAUAAUCAGACUAUUCAAUAUCAAUAACGAGAGUAAUUCAUCAUUAUAUCUGAUGGGAUUUUAAGUAUUUAAUAUAAAAAUUUAUCAACAACCUUUGCAGCGCACAAGCUGAGGCUAUUGCCUUGCUUGCUUAGAUUACUGAACAGUAUUUUUGAUUGUUAUAAUAUUUUACUGUUUUAUCUUAAAUAUUAUCUUAUCACUAAUUGUAAGAUUUCUGACAUUCAAGGUGGAUGAGUUUGUUACGGUGAUGUUGUUAAAUUUAAAUUCUUUGUCUCAAAGAACAAAUUUUUACUUUCAACUACACAUUGAGUCACUUACAAGCAACUUUGAUGCAAUCAUUUUCAUUCGUGCUGCAUGGAAACGAAGCUCAAGAAAUGACCACAAUUACCGUGGGCUAGUUUAUUCUUUUCUGUAAAUAAAAAAUUAAAUCAGUAAAGUCCACCUUGUCGGCGCAUAGAAUUUUAGAUUUGUAGAAGUUACUUCAGACUAUCUAAAAAUAUCUAGGAAUCUAAUAUUGCGAAUGUUUCCUCGUAUUUAACCUAUUCUUAAACAUAAUCAGUAUAAUAGUAAAAUUGGUGCUCAAAAUUAAAUACAUUGUGAUUAGGCUAGUUUGAUCUAAGAGUCUAGUGUUAUUGGGGAAGAACUGAUUUAGUUAAUAAGUUUGUCAAACGUUUUAUUUCGACAUGCUUAUCUUAUAAUCCGAUGGGAAGUUGUGUUUGGAAUAUUUUACUUGGUCGCAGUGUUUCUUUCUGCGUGUAUUAACUAACAAGGAGGCUUCUAUUAUCACACCCGUUUAAUUUUUAUCCUGUAAAAUGCACGAAAAAAACUUUACAACAUUAUUAACCACGAGAAUUAACGAUUAACGCUAACAGGAUAAAACUUUUCUCCUCUGUAUCUUUGUUAGUUAAAACACAUUCUCCAUAGGAUUGCCAAUGAAGUAGUUCUUGUAAAUAUGGUGUCAAAUAUAAAAAUAAAAUAACGUAAGUAGUGAUGUAAGGAUGAAAUAAUUGAGGUUUUGAAAACUUGAUAUGGUGAAUGGAAGCAACCCUGAAAGUUUGUAGUGUUAACAAUGGCUGUGAUAAGGAUAAUUGUUCAUUUCCAUUAGGGAGAAAAAAUAUAGUGGCUCGAAAGUGAAGUUUAACAGUUUAUUGCACAAUCAUUUGUUCGUCACGUAAAAUGGCAUUCACUGAACUUCAUUGCUAUUAUCUAGACGUUUGGUUAGUAUAAUAUCAACGACUUGGGAAAUAUUGAAACCUAUAAUCAUUUUUUAAUUCAGCCGUAGAGUUACUUUCCAAAAAAAGUUUUUCAUUGUAAACAGUUACGUCCUCGUACUGUCACCAUGUUAAGAACACAGAACCUGUGAAGUAAGAUUCAUUCAUUUUACUUGUUUCAAUUAUCCACUACUUCUGAAUAUCUGAAAACAUUUAGGUUUUAUUCAACUGAGGUGAAACAUAUAUUAUUGGUUUAGAGGAGUUGCCUGUUUAAUCAUUGAACUAGGCACUUUCGUGAGUUUUCUCUCUACGAUUAUGGAAUUUUAAUCAAGGAUGCUUAUCGGUAUUUGCACUCCUUCUAACAUUUUAUCUUUUGUUUUACCUUCAUCAAGAUAUUUUCUGGUUACAGCAUUUUAGUCGUAGUUUGAAGUACUUGUAUUUAUUAGAUAUUAUUGUUGAAAGAACAUCGGCACGGAUUGCUUAUUUGUCCACGCCCAUUGAUAUUUUUCCUCAGGGUAUUGGCAGUUUCAAUUCAGUAUUAUUUUUAUUACUAAAAGUCACGUUGAAACCGUGUGAACCAUACUUUAUUCACCAGUGACGUAUUGCUGGGUCUUUUCAUUUAUUGGUGCCCCUACAUUAACGAUUAACAAAAUUCUGUGUACUACGGAGUAUUUCUAAAGAUUCAUUCUCGUAUCGAGAAUUGUUUCUCUGAGUUCUCAGUUACUGAAAACAUGGAUAUAUCAAAGUUGUGUAUAAUUGUUCCUGAGUUAUGUUCUCGAUACCUUUGAUGUUCCAACCAUGUUUGAGCCUGUGACACUCGGUGUUGAUUAAAUUGAAACGGACAGUUUUUCAAACUGAUAGAUUCUUGUAAUGCUUAGAGAAUUGGCGAAGUAAAAAUAACGAAAAUUUAGAGAAAUGCCUGACAUAAUAUCAUUUAUAGCCUCCAAUAAUAUAUUCAAAUUUUCUUUUUCUUCUAUAAACUUGAACUCAACUGAACUAAAAUAUUAAAGUAAACAAUAAAUUCAUUAUAAAUACAUUAAUAUACCAGAAAUGGUCUGUGCAAUUGUUUAUAUACGUACAUGUUGUUGAGUGUUGAAUAAAAUUGUGAAUUGUACUUAUUUGUGCUGGCAAUUUUCGAUUGCUUCAGUUUUGUUAUAGUAGGUCUUAAAGAUAUCUGAUGAGAUACUCAAUUUUUGUCGGUAUUACUUUCUCAUAGAUUAAUUUUUCAAAAAAAUUUCCAGGGCAGAGAAUAUUUGCCUAGACGAAUUAGAAACGCGUUUUUAAAUCUAUAACGUUCCCCAAUGUUAACAGAAGACGUGUAUCGUGUUACUUAUUUCUCUUUAAUUAAACUAUUACAAAUAGAAUAUUGCUUUCUCUAUGAACCUGAUGUCCCGACGCUUUUGGAUUGCAACGUGGUGUCAUUUUUUUAAAGCAUAACUUGACUAUUUUUGUUCGUAAUUAUUCAGUUUACGAAAAAUAUGUUUAGAAUUUAUUUAUUAAUACAGCAUGCGAUGUUCUUAUCACUGCUGAGUUCAAUAAAUGCCAUAUUGAUGCAAUAUCCUACGGUUUUGUGUUUUUUUUUCUCUUAAAACUUUUCUGUAGUAAUAACAAUUUUGAAUCACGCAAAGUAUAAGUAUUAAUUUACAAAGAUUUGUGGUUCACUGUUUUGCAAUGAUCACCGAUUAUUCUACACAGUAGACACCACUGAAAAAUCACUUAUAGUUGAUUGAGUACGCGAUACAUAUGUUAGAAUUAGAUACUAAAAUUUAACAUCGAAUACCAAGUUUGAUACAAUGUUCACGUGUUUAUUCACACGUUCACAUUGCAUCCAAAUCUCGUAAUUCUUGUUCCAGUGUUUGAGUAAUAAAGGCAAGAACAAUUACCUAUUGAAAUUGAUAAAUCAAAUAUCAAAUAUUUUGAAGAAAGCAGCUUUGUGAAUUACGAGCCUAUUUAAUUCGUUGUAACAUUUGAUAGGUAAUAAAACUUGUUGCAAGUUCAACCAGUGAGUGAAACAUAUACUUUUCAAUAAUAUUGAAUUGUAUAAUGAAUUCGUGACAAUUUAAACUAUAACCACAAUUUAUUUCCUAAAAAUUAUUUGAUGUCAGAUAGGUCAUAAUAAAACAUAUUGUUCUAAGUAUUAGAAUGGGUUGCUUUUAAAUCUCUGGAAGGAUUAACAUUACGAAAUCUUGUAGAGCACUAAUUAUUAAGGAACAUUCAUAUUGUAAAAGCCACUGUCUUUGUCAAGGCUAGAAAAUUUAUGUAUAGUAUGUAUACCAUAAUUUGAAAUUCCGAAUCAGAUAGAUACGCUAGUAUUUGUGUACACUUGACAAAUGGUAAGAAAAAUGUGUGGUUGCAAUAGUGUACCUAGCAUAAUCAUCGAGCAUUUUAUAUGAUGAAUAAACUUACCAAGGAAUAUUUUGACGCAUUUUAGAAAAAAUGUAUAAUGAAAAACAAUUGUAUUAUAUGAUGAACUGCUCGAAUGUGACCAUUGGUUUAAAACUGUAAACAUCAAAUAACUAUCAAGUGAUGAAUGCACACGUUUAGCACUAAUUUAUAUGUUUUUACAGAACGGUUUAAAAAUUACCUACAUCUUUUUUCCCCCCAUCUACAGCAAUAGGCUUGAACAAAUAUUCCAAUCACUUUUGUCACAUCGAAUUGUUUUGAAUAAGUUGAAUCCACACAACGCUUAUUGGGCGCUGAUCUCCUUUUUCUGUAGUGUAAGAGUGAAGAACAUCAUUUUAUGUGAUCGAAACUGUUUGGAAUUAGUUUCAAGCCUAUCUAUUCAAGACUUGGAUUCGUCUCAGUGAAAGUUUGACGUUACGGGUAACAUAGCAAUUGGAAUUUGAUUUUUUUUUUUUUUGUAAGAGUAGGGUGUGUUCCUUGGC
Messenger RNA from Neodiprion virginianus, 7539 nucleotides. RefSeq names its product sex-lethal homolog. Lineage: Eukaryota; Metazoa; Arthropoda; Insecta; Hymenoptera; Diprionidae. Bases 78 to 905 code for a protein of 275 amino acids. Gene Ontology annotation, molecular function: RNA binding. The transcript has 6 exons. Gene Ontology annotation, cellular component: ribonucleoprotein complex. The record is from RefSeq and is a predicted model, not a curated record.